Messenger RNA from Chenopodium quinoa (quinoa), 1223 nucleotides. RefSeq names its product merozoite surface protein 1-like. Bases 1 to 1143 code for a protein of 380 amino acids. Lineage: Eukaryota; Viridiplantae; Streptophyta; Magnoliopsida; Caryophyllales; Amaranthaceae. The transcript has 3 exons. The record is from RefSeq and is a predicted model, not a curated record.
AUGGAUUCUUCAGUUGCUACUGAUAUUAACAAUGCUAAAGAUUAUACAGAUGUACAUUUGGAAAGGAUAAUCAGGAAUUCUAUUGAAAAGGAGUCUGGUGCGAAUUCCGGUUCAUCAGGGGCGGCUACUGUCGAUGCCGGUUCAUCAGGGGCUGCUGACGAGGCUGGUUCACCAGGGGUUGCUGCCGAGGCUGGUUCAUCAGGGGCUGCUGCCGAGGCUGGUUCACCAGGGGUUGCUGCCGAGGCAGGUUCAUCAGGGGCUGCUGCCGAGGCUGGUUCAUCAGGGGCUGUUGCCGAGGCUGGUUCAUCAGGGGCUCUAGUGGCAAAGGAGAAGAUCAGUGAAAAGAAGAAAAAGAAAAUCAAAGUAGUUGCUACAAAGGGUAAAGCAAAAAAGGUUGAAAAAAGAGUGAAAGAAAAGCAUAAUGUGAAGUUUGAGGAUCCAGACAGUGAAGAUGUUGUUGAUGAAGUGCAGAAAUCAAAAUCUGUUGUUUAUGGGACGUUGCGUAAUAGGAUGUCACCUUCAUCUGUUGUUAAUGUUUUUAAGGAGUUUUCUGAAGAUCAGUUGACUUCCAUUAGAGCUAUAGGAUUUGGGUCUUUGGAGUUUUUGAAAGUGUCCCAACUGCCUUUGCAAUUGGGUUUUUGGUUAGUCAAGCACUUUGAUGCUCAUAGUUGUACGUUGAAUAUUCCUGAUUCCGAUCCUUUCAAAAUUACGGAACAACAUGUACAUGAUGUCCUAGGGCUGCCAGCUGGAGGCAUGGAGAUGGAUGCUAAUCUUUUUUCAAAGGAUGAUAAAGUUAUUAACCAGUGGAAAAAACAGUUCCCAAAGAACUCAUUAUCUGUGAACAUUGGGGAACUUUCAAUGUACUUGAAGAACCAUAAAUCAGCUGGGCCAAUGUUCAAACGCAAUUUCGUAGUUCUUUGUGUUUCCACUUUAAUGUCAGGAGGACAAAACAAGAAUGUUAAUCAUGACGUUCUCAGAUAUUUGAGUAAUGUUGCUAAAAUCAAGGAUUUAAAUUGGUCGAAUUUUAUCCUUGAUUCUCUUGUGAAGGCGAAGAUCAAAUGGGAUGAGCUUCCUACUUGCUACUUUCCAGGAUCUUUAUUAUUUCUUAUGGUAUGUUUUUAUGUGUUGCAUUUUAUUGUUUGAAAAAUAGCAGGAUCACCUGCAACCCCCUUCCUCCAUUAAACAAGAACACACACACACACUUACACACACACAUACACAUA